This is a messenger RNA of Belonocnema kinseyi, 1250 nucleotides long. It is a transcript of the gene BBS4, whose product is annotated as Bardet-Biedl syndrome 4 protein homolog. Gene Ontology annotation, molecular function: protein binding. The transcript is spliced from 8 exons. Gene Ontology annotation, cellular component: ciliary basal body. Bases 59 to 1129 code for a protein of 356 amino acids. The record is from RefSeq and is a predicted model, not a curated record. Gene Ontology annotation, biological process: cilium assembly; protein localization to cilium. Lineage: Eukaryota; Metazoa; Arthropoda; Insecta; Hymenoptera; Cynipidae.
GAAAUAACAAUGCGCAGCUGGAACUAAAAUCUCUUAAUUUUUGUAUCAUAAAAAAUUUAUGAAAAUAAAAUCAGAAAUGGCUAAUAAUGUAAUCAGUAAUGGCAGAAUACAACAUGCUAAUACUGCGCAGCGUACGAGAAGCGAUCAAAGUAAAAAAGUACCAGAUAUACCAGCUGUAGAAGUGAAAAACUGGCUCCUGCAUAGGCAUUAUACUCGACACGAAUAUAGGAUAUGUAAUGCACUAAUUGACGAGGAACUGUCCAAAUCCAAUGGAGAAAAUGAAUAUGCUAACUACCUGAAGGGGCUUAUUUUGAGAACAGAAGGAAAUGUGCAAGAAGCUUUGGAAUGUUUUCAGAAAUGUUAUCAAAUUGAUUCAUCGAACUUAAACAACAGAAAACAAAUUGCCAAAACCCAAUUUCUUUUGGGUCACCAUGCUCAAGCAGUGAAAGUUUAUGUAGACCUAAUUACUAAUAUGACGACACCAGAUUGGGAAACCCAUCACAAUCUGGGCGAGUGUUACAUCAAAUUGAAUCAACCAGAAGAUGCGAUAAAGCAACUAAAUUUAGCAAUCGAAUUUACAAAGAAUGAAGUGCCACAUUUGACGCUGGCUAAGUUUUACGUCUCUCAAGAUCGAGUUCCGGAUGCUGUAAGCACUUAUGUGGCUGCUUUGAAGAUUGCUCCCGAAAAUGAGAAAAUAGCAACAGAACUGGGUCUUCUCUAUCUGCAACUAGGAGAUAAUACACGAGCUAUUGAACAGUUUGAAACAGCCUUAUCGAAUUCACCCAACUAUUCGAAAGCACUCUUAUCAUUAGGUUUUAUAAAUCAGAUGGGAGAAGACUACGAUACAGCAUUAUCUAAAUAUAAAAUAGCUUCUCAUUCAACUCCAGAAUCUUGGUCCUUGUGGAAUAAUAUUGGCAUGUGCUUUUAUGGAAAACAGAAGUUCGUUGCAGCAAUUAGCUGUUUGAAGAAGGCUCAUUACUUGAAUCCACUGGCAUUACCACCAGCAUGCAAUUUGGGAACCGUUUUCUUGACGACUGGUCAACCGGCAUCCGCAGCAACCUACUUAUGUGCUGCAGUUUCCGCCAGUCCAGAAGCGGUUAUGCCAUACUUAUUACUUGGACGUAAGUAAAAGCUAUUUUGAGGCUACACUCGAAUUUUAUUUUCCGAAAUAAUUCUGGAUGUUCCCAGAUAUUAUUUAUAAUAUUAGUUUUAUCUUUUCUUUUUUUAUUUCUUGAAAUUAUUUAUAUAAA